Neocloeon triangulifer is the source of this 3683-nucleotide messenger RNA. RefSeq names its product NFX1-type zinc finger-containing protein 1-like. Lineage: Eukaryota; Metazoa; Arthropoda; Insecta; Ephemeroptera; Baetidae. The record is from RefSeq and is a predicted model, not a curated record. Bases 1297 to 2754 code for a protein of 485 amino acids. The transcript is spliced from 8 exons.
CCGGGGGGCCAAACAUGUGUAGAGAUCGGGCUUGAACGCGAGAAUAAGGGCCCUUUUUUGCACGUGGGCGGGGGCUUCUUUUGAAGAAGCCACGGGUCUGGUCGCUCUUUUUCUCAUCGGUUUGGCUUCGGCCUCCCGAUGUGAACUAAUUGCCACACCAGAGUUGCUAGCUUUCUCUGACUGCGGUGUGGCUUGUCCUUCCGCAAUGCAGAAAAGCGAUAUGCAAAUAUUCAUACUGGGCUAGUUUUCAAAGGGAACCAGAGAGAGACCUCGUGUUCGGGCCCAAUCGGACGUCACAAGUAUGUAGAACCACCACAUUUUACGCCAUUCCUUGUUUUUUUUUCUUUUGGCGUUCUGACUCCGAAGGGAAUAAUUAACUGCACUAAUCACAGCCGGGGGGCCAAACAUGUGUAGAGAUCGGGCUUGAACGCGAGAAUAAGGGCCCUUUUUUGCACGUGGGCGGGGGCUUCUUUUGAAGAAGCCACGGGUCUGGUCGCUCUUUUUCUCAUCGGUUUGGCUUCGGCCUCCCGAUGUGAACUAAUUGCCAUACCAGAGUUGCUAGCUUUCUCUGACUGCGGUGUGGCUUGUCCUUCCGCAAUACAGAAAAGCGUUAUUCAAUAUGUAUUUGUGCUGGGCUAGCUUCUUUUAAGGGACCAGAGCCCUCGUGUCCGGGCCCAAUCGGACUUGACAAGUAUAGAUUUUGUCUUUUUCCCUCUCCCUUAAUUCCCACGUUACCAUUUGGUGCAAGGUUUUGCUAUAUAAAUUUUGCCAGUUUUUCUCUGUCACUUUAAACAAUUUAUUGUUGAUUAUAUUUAUUUUAAAUAAUUUCUCCCAGCAUGUCCCUGAGUAGUUUAUCAUCCCCGUUAAUGUAUUUGAAUAUGUUUGUUGUUUCAUGUCGUACGCGCCCGCGACAACAAGCUGCCGAUGUGCACAUAUAUGGAUGGCCCUUCUCGCCUCGAUGACCGACGAGGCUUAAAUUUUGUGAAAUUUGGUGAGAGCAUGAUCGACUUAAUCGGAGAAACAACGCAUUUUAAAAUGAAGUGGAAACAUGGAUAUAAUUUCCAAGGACCAAUGUACACGUUUUUCCUCUGGAGGCUUUGCUGGCACUUCUUGGGGAAUAUUCAAUAGAAAUUGUUGGCCGCCCCUGCAUCCUCUUGUGAGUCGGCUGAGGCGCCAGUGCAAGGUCCCCCCAGCCACGGAGUCCCUCCCGCAGCCCAGGCAGAGUUGCCAAGGCCAUGAUCCACCGCUGUAACCAGCAAACCUGGUCACUUUCGAGAACGCCGACUGAGAUUGACUAUGGAGGAAGGUGAGAAGCCAAAGAUUUUGCCACCGGCCAAGCGGCCCCGGGCGGAAAGAAAUAAUUCAUCAGCGGGCUCGUGGAAAACUCAGGCAGCAGCUCUGGCUGCUCGCAAUCUGAAUACAUCAACACCCUGGAGUGGAGCAUCCAGUCGCCCUCACCAGUCUACUCGUAUUUCUGGAGGAUUAGUUACUGGAUCAAUGCCGAGUAGCAGAUCAGUUCCAAGAGGUGAUUCACGUGGCAAGCAGACUACACUCAAUUAUGGCAAUGAUGUUCGAAAACACAAAUUUCAGAAGGCAAAACAGGGAAAAAACUUUGCUGAAACUCUGCAGGAACUGGUGGAUCUACAGAGCUUUCAGGUUGUAAAACAGCUUGCUGAGAGAAGUGACCAGUGGGAUGCCUUUGUCAAGAGUGAGUUGAAUCUUUCCGACUUUCAACUUGUUCUUCGCAUCAUUCGAAAGGUCUGCGAAUCAGAUUUUGACCAACACAAGGCCAUGCUGGUCAACCAAACAUGCCACCCUGACUUCAUGAACUGCGUUCCAACAAUGCUGCUGAACGGUUCGAUGAAAGACCACUCGACAUUUACUCAAGUGGCGGAAAACAUUGCGCUGUUCUUCACAACCUUGGUGGAGAUGUUGCCAAUCACAGCAGCAGGGCUGAAGAAAACCGUCGAAUGCUGCUUUGUCAGUCUGAAUGGCAUCAGCAGUAGUCAAGACUGUGUCCAGGUUGCACCCGAGUUGCUGCAAAAAUACCAGGGUUUGGUCGGACACGUAGAAGCUCUGCAGGUGAAUGCCCCGAAGAAGCCAACUUGGCACGACCGGCGAAUGGAACAAGUGGAGAAAAUGAAGUAUGAGCAGCCGCCGAACGACUUCAGGGAAAUCAGCAUUUAUCCCACCUUUGAAGAUGUUGUCAACCCUCAGCGGCCCUUUCUGAGGCCCAACGUGAUCAACGGUCCGUACUUUGAUGUUGAACACAACCUGGACACGCAGUACCGUCUGCUGCGAGAAGAUUUUGUUCGACCUCUUCGAGAAGGAGUGCAGGACAUUCUCAAGGGCACCGACAGCAAGAAGUGCGAGUCGCUGUCAGUCAGAGUAUACAACGAUGUGCAGUUCAUCAAAUAUGUGAGGGAAAUUGAAGGCACAAGAGUGCUGAACGAAGGCACAUUGCUGUGUUUUGAUACGUCAACAAAUAGCAGACGAUUCCAGAGGACCAACUGGGAGCAAACCAAGAAGUUCAUGCACGGCGCCCUGCUCUGUUUCACUCGAAACUGCUUCCAGACACUUCUCUUUGCCACAGUCAGCAGCCGAGAUGUGAAGUUUCUUAGGCAGAAGCAAAUCUUGGUGACCUUUUGCGAGAAGUACGAUGAAAACAUUUACGAUAAGAAUGCCAAAUACACCAUGAUUGAGAGUGAAGUUUUCUUUGAUCCCUAUAACCAGGUCUCUGAAGAAUUUGAAUGAUCGGAACUUUCCAUUCCCAAAAUACUUCAUCGAUGUGCAAAAGGAUGAUGCACCUCCAGCAUAUUUGCUCGAUGCUGGACCUGUGCAGAUUAAAAUCAAAGGAACAAGAGGUUCAUACCAGCUGACAAUCUUGAAUGAUGCAUCGUGGCCUGAUGCUGAACAACUGGGCCUAGAUAGCUCUCAGUACAAAGCCCUGAAAGCUGCUUUGACCAAAGAACUUGCUGUUAUCCAAGGACCGCCUGGCACUGGCAAGACUUUCAUGGCUUUGAAAAUUGCAUAAAUCCUGAUCGGAAACCAACAAGCUAUGAAAAGAAAAACUCCCAUUCUUGUCGUUUGUCUCACAAAUCACGGGCUGGACCAGUUUUUGGUUGGAAUAUGCUGGUUUACCAAGAGUUUAGUGCGCAUUGGUGGUCAAUCAAUAUGUGAAGAGUUGGAUUAGGGAGACACGGAAAUUCUUUCUGCAAUCAAUUCGACAUGGAAGGCUGUUCGAAAAUCAAUCGAAGAUCAGAACGCACUGGAUUCCUCUCUAACUCAUAGAUGUGAAGUUCAUCCUGAAUAAAAAUUUAAAGUGUCGAGCCUAAAGGACACCUUCUCCUUAAGGCGGCUGCAACAAGAUUUGUGAAAACCUGCUCAACUGUGGCCACACUUGCAAGCAUUUUUUCCACUUGAUGCAAAUCAAGCAUGAAGAAAUCAAGUGCGAUGAACCCUGUGAGAGGAAAUGUGACGCUGGGCUUCACUCAUGCAAGCAAAAGUGCUUCGUUAAGUGUGGAUCAAGUUGCAUGGAAAUGGUGCAAAAAAAUCUUCCCUGCGGUCACCAGGCAAUGUUGAGAUGUCAUGCGGAUGAAGAACAUUUCUCCUGCACAGAAUUCGUGACAAAGAAAUUCCCCGAGUGCAACCACGAGGCAGAGGUUGCAUGUUCUUGCAAGAGG